Messenger RNA from Prionailurus viverrinus (fishing cat), 1309 nucleotides. It is a transcript of the gene ECHS1, whose product is annotated as enoyl-CoA hydratase, short chain 1. Gene Ontology annotation, molecular function: enoyl-CoA hydratase activity. Gene Ontology annotation, biological process: fatty acid beta-oxidation. Lineage: Eukaryota; Metazoa; Chordata; Mammalia; Carnivora; Felidae. The record is from RefSeq and is a predicted model, not a curated record. The transcript has 8 exons. Gene Ontology annotation, cellular component: mitochondrion. Bases 64 to 936 code for a protein of 290 amino acids.
CGGGCCCUGACUGGCGGAGCCGGGGGCGGCUCCGCGGGGCGGGGCGACUCGUCCCAGAGCGCCAUGGCAGCCCUGCGCGCCCUGCUGCCCUGCGUCCGCGGCCCGCUGCACCCCCGGCUCGGCUGCGCGGCCCUGCGCGCCUUCGCCUCGGGUGCCGACUUUCAGUACCUCAUCACAGAAAAGAAGGGGAAGGACGGCAACGUGGGGCUGAUCCAACUGAACCGCCCCAAAGCACUCAACGCGCUCUGCAAUGGCCUGAUAACGGAGCUCAACCAGGCACUGGACGCCUUUGAGGAGGACCCCGCUGUGGGGGCCAUCGUCCUCACGGGUGGGGAGAAGGCAUUUGCAGCUGGAGCCGACAUCAAGGAGAUGCAGAGCCGAACGUUCCAGGACUGUUACUCCAGCAUGUUCUUGAGCCACUGGGACCGACUUGCCCGGGUUAAGAAGCCAGUCAUAGCUGCUGUCAAUGGCUACGCCCUUGGUGGCGGCUGCGAACUUGCUAUGAUGUGUGACAUCAUUUAUGCGGGAGAGAAAGCCCAGUUUGCGCAGCCGGAAAUCCUACUAGGAACCAUUCCAGGUGCAGGGGGCACCCAGAGACUGACCCGUGCUGUUGGAAAGUCACUGGCCAUGGAGAUGGUCCUCACUGGUGACCGGAUCUCUGCCCAGGAUGCCAAGCAAGCAGGUCUUGUAAGCAAAAUUUUUCCUGUGGAGACACUGGUCGAAGAAGCCAUCCGGUGUGCGGAGAAAAUUGCCAGCAAUUCCAAAAUCAUAGCAGCAAUGGCCAAAGAGUCCGUGAAUGCAGCUUUUGAAAUGACAUUAACAGAGGGAAACAAGUUGGAGAAGAAGCUCUUCUAUUCAACGUUCGCUACUGAAGACCGGAAGGAAGGGAUGACUGCAUUUGUGGAAAAGAGAAAGGCCAGUUUCAAAGACCAGUGAGCGCCUCUGUCUCCGCCUUGAAGUCUCUACUUAAAGAGAGAAAAUACAGUCUGACAGUUUUAGAAGCAAAUCAGUCCUUCUCUUGUAAAGGGCUGUGUGGGGGACACUCAGCUCCUUGGGGCUCGUGCUCUCAGUGGUGGGCAGUCUGAACCCAGCGGCCGUGAGAAUCGGCACUUGGAGUGUGUUCACGUCCUGACUAAGCAUAUUCUUCUUAAUCAGAUUCUGCUCAGGACGCCAGGGGGGCUCAGUUGGUUGAGCGUCCGACUCUUGAUUUCAGCUCAGGUCACGAUCUCACAGUUCAUGAGACCAAGCCCCACGUCAGGCUCUGCGCUAACAGCACAGAGCCUGCUUGAGGUUCUCUGCCUUGAGGGUC